Molecule: messenger RNA, 2679 nt
Organism: Limulus polyphemus (Atlantic horseshoe crab)
Lineage: Eukaryota; Metazoa; Arthropoda; Merostomata; Xiphosura; Limulidae
Gene: eIF2Bgamma
Product: translation initiation factor eIF-2B subunit gamma-like
Exons: 12
Coding region: 173-1543 (456 amino acids)
Biological process (GO): cytoplasmic translational initiation; biosynthetic process
Cellular component (GO): guanyl-nucleotide exchange factor complex; eukaryotic translation initiation factor 2B complex
Molecular function (GO): guanyl-nucleotide exchange factor activity; translation initiation factor activity
Source: RefSeq, a predicted model, not a curated record
GUAGUCCAAGCACUGAAUUGUAGAACUGGAAGUAUAUUGUAAUAUAAAUUAUAAGUUUAUUAUAAAAACCAAGUCAAUUGCUUACGGUAUUGAAAUCGUAGAUUUUUACGUACGUUCCUUUUAAUGUGUGUAGUAUCCAAAGCAUUGAGUUUGUAAAUUUGAUCUGUCUAUCAUGGAGUUUCAAGCAGUUGUCAUGGCAGCAGGGCGUGGGUCCCGUAUGACAGAACUAACAACAGGAUGUCCAAAGUGCCUUCUACCUGUUGGAAAUGUGCCUAUGAUUUGGUAUCCCCUAAACCUUCUAAAAAGAAAUGGUUUUCAAGAAGCCAUUGUAAUUGUACCUGAAAUGGCCAAGAACGAAGUUUCAGAAGCUCGAAUUGAUACAAAAGUGGAUAUGAAACUGGAUAUUGUAACUAUCCCAUCAUCAGAAGACUGGGGAACAGCUGAGAGUAUACGUUACAUUAAGGAUAAAAUAAAGGUUGACGUUCUGAUUAUCAGCUGUGAUCUUAUCACUGACUUUGAAUUGCAUCAAUUGGCAGAUGUAUAUCGUACCCACAGUGCUUCACUGGCCAUGUUAUUAGCUCCAGUUUCUUUAAGUUUGGUUAAUGCCCCUGCUCCUGGACAGAAAGGGAAGCAUAAAAGAGUGCGAGAUAUUGUAGGCAUUGAAUCCCACACUGGCCGUUUAAUGUUUGUGAAUUCUGAGGCAGAUUUUGAAGAAAACGUUCCUCUAAGAAAAUUCAUUUUAACAAGACACCCAGUUGUUCAGGUUCAUAGUGAUUUGAUGGAUGCCCAUCUGUAUCUGAUGAGUAAGUGGCUUGUAGACUACCUAGUUGAAAAUGAAAAUAUUACCACCAUUAAGGGUGAACUUCUACCCUCUGUUGUCAAGAAGCAGUUCUAUCACAGUAAGACAGAAGGAAAGAACGAUAUUACAAACAUGAAAGCUUCAGUGACUUCUGUGGAUCCAAAGAAAGACAUUCACUCACAUAAGAAAACAGGUGAAUGGUACGAUUUGUUAAGCGAGCUGUCAACAAGAAGUAAUCAGUGGGGGAGUUUGGAUGACUGUUACCAUGGGGAUCAAGUUCGUUGUUAUGGGUACAUCAUGAAAGAUGGGUUGUGUGUUCGGGCUAACACUUUGGGAUCGUAUGCUGAAGUUAAUAGACUGAUUCCUAAGAUAUGGGACAGUGUAACGGGUAACAGUGAGCGACCAAUAUCUGCUUCCCUUUCUCGCUCUAAGAGUCAGGGUGGAGAUGACAGUAUGAUAGGAGAAGGUACAAACAUUGCUGACAAAGUGACCAUCAAGAAAUCCAUCAUAGGAAACCACUGCCAGCUAAAGGAGAAGGUCAAAUUGUUAAACUGUGUGAUAAUGGACCAUGUGACUGUAGAAGAAGGGUCCACCCUCCAGUCCUGUAUUCUCUGUAGUAAUGCUUUUGUUGGGAAAGGCAGUGAACUUAAAGACUGUAUAGUAGGACAACAACAAAGAGUUAUGGACUUGUCUAAGUUGAGCAACGAUGUCAUCCUGGAGAUUGAAAAGUUCAUUGAAAUUUGAAAAUAGAAGUGGCUACUGUUCCUCUGUAGUUUGAGUUUCUCACGCAAAGGAUAUACCAUCAACAUAUCUACAUUCACACAACAUAUGUACCAUCAGUACCCAGAUUCACACCACUGAUAUACUAUCAAACUCCCCACAUUCACACAACACUUGUACCAUCAGUAUCCAGGUUCACACCACUGGAAUACCAUCAAAGUCCCAUUAAUGUGUGACAGUGAUGUUGCUUAGCAUUUUGAACAGGGUUAAUGGAUGUAUGAGCUAAUUACAGUGGGGAACCAUAUAAAAGUAGGUAAUAUUUUAAUAUUGACUUAUAACCACUUAUGUUGAGAGAUGUACAUAGUGUAGAGGGUUUAGAAAUGUUUGAACGACUGUAGAAACAAUUCCAAUAUAUAUAUAGUUACUCUGUACUCAAGUUAUAGACAUCCAUGGUUAACUCUAGUUCCAGUUACUAAAUGUGUCCAAAUUAGUUUCAAAGUUCUUUUUUUCACAAUAUUUUGAGCUAUAAGAACAAUCUUCACAGAACUGUCAAAACCUGUCAUCUUGCACACCCGGGAUGACUUGUUUUUUAUUAGUUACUUUAUCCUUAGAGAACAUUACUUUUCAGAACGUGCUAGUAAGGUUUGUUUUUUAAUCGACUUCUUCAGGAUGAAACACCCAAGGCAUAUUCCUAGGACGGCCACAAGGAGCAGGACUAACCCAACAGUAAUUCCAGCCACCACUCUCUUACUGGUACAUACAACACCUUUAUCUUGAACUGAAAGAUACACCAUAAAGAAGUCAUAGUAUUAAAAUGACAUAACAAUAUACCUUAAGUGAUUAAACAUUUUAAAUUCUUUAGCACCAGGAGUUACCUAUAAAACUUUUAAGACAAGUUUUUAUGUUAUAGGAUGAUAUUCACUACUUAGCUAUAAUUGACCUUGAACAAGUUCUUUUUUUCAUUUAAGAUCAGUCAAGGAAACAUCUGUAUCAUUGACUUUAAAGUUAGUUCUUUCUCUAUUUGUCACAAGAUGUUAUGUUUAGAACAAGUUGAGAAAAUUGGAUUUUUGCCUUUCAAUAUACUGGAAAUACAGCUCAAAAUUUAACACUUAAAACAAUGUUAACAAUAGAAAAGCUGAUAUGUGAAUGUAUGGAAAAAA